AUGCCUGUCGAUCAAUUCAACAGAGAAACUUUCAACAUGCCCAAUCCUUCGAACUCAUCAAAUACCUCACUGCCAACAUCCUUUCACCAUUUUUCAAAACUAGCUCCAGAACUACGACUCAGUAUCUGGAGGUUCGCAUGCACCGCUCGAACAGUCACGGUUCGAUUCGAUCUCGAGGCUGACAAGUGCCUCUCCUCAUCUAAACCUCCUGCCGUACUCGCCGUCUGCCGAGAAUCACGCCACGAGACAUUAAAGACGUACAAAUUAUGUUUCGGUACGACAUCAAAGCCAGCGAGAAUCUACUUCGACCCAUACCAGGACACCUUAUAUCUACCACGGCAUAGAGAAAUGGGAUACGAUGAUACUCUGCGCGACUUUAAAAGACUAGUCAUGGAUAACGAAGGCGUACUAGACGAAGUCUGGAAAGUAGCAAUCGAGCAUGUCGACUUGAACGUCAAACGUCCAUGGGAGUCUUACAAUAAAGCCUCACUGAUACGAAGCUUUCGAAAGUUAGAAGAGGUUCUUCUAGUACUCCUCGACGACGAGGGAGAGCAUAUUGGCUACGAUGAAGAGGUGGAAUUCGUUACGCCAAAGGUUCAUCCGGAGAAACUGUUACGCAUGUGGGUUGACUUUCGUCAAGCAUUUGUCAUGGAAGAGAAGAUUUUGGAAGAUGUGUGCACGGAGUCGGGGAGAGAGUAUAAGUUGUUUACGUUACCAGCUGUGAGGUUGAGGGGGAUGGUGAAAGCUAUACCGAAAUGCGCGGCGACUAGUGAGGUUACUCUAAUGUUAUCGACGUUGGUCUUGUAG
Molecule: messenger RNA, 807 nt
Organism: Glarea lozoyensis ATCC 20868
Lineage: Eukaryota; Fungi; Ascomycota; Leotiomycetes; Helotiales; Helotiaceae
Exons: 1
Coding region: 1-807 (268 amino acids)
Source: RefSeq, a predicted model, not a curated record